Protopolystoma xenopodis is the source of this 807-nucleotide messenger RNA. The record is from the annotation of a GenBank genome assembly. NCBI's taxonomy places the organism in Eukaryota, Metazoa, Platyhelminthes, Monogenea, Polystomatidea, Polystomatidae.
GUAUCUGGCUUUUAUCGUUUUCAAGGUCCGCACAAUGGCGGACCUCCAGUGAAUGGCGCUAAUUUUUCAACCAAUAAUUACAGCCAGGCUCGUAGAGGAAGCAACCGCAAAGCUGGGGGUUCAGGCUGUGCAUCAAAUAUACCCGAUCUUAACCAUCGUUUUACUUCGGGUCCCAGUGGCGUCGGUUCCGGUGGCGUAUUUGUAUAUGUGCCUGCGGAGAUGGCUGCUGCAGCGUAUCAACAGGCUCCACAUUCCGUAUCUGGAGGGGGUCCUAUGAUGGGGGGUGCAAUGUUGUUAGGCCCUGGACCAUCGAGCCGUUUAGGUAAUCGCAGAAGAUCGAUUAGACGAGGUGGUCUGCAUGCUAGACAGAACAACCUUAAAGAAACGGAGGUUGAUUGCUCUACGCCAUAUGACUUUGAAUCUGCUAAUGCCGAACUAGAGGCUGAAUUGGCUAAGCUGAGCAUCUCGUCGGACGACGACGUUGGUGUGGGUGAAGCAGGGUCGAUUGCACCCUCUCUUCCUAUCUCAGAGUCAGGGGGACAGGGAAUUGUAAGCAGUACUUCUGCCUCAACAGGCAAUGGGGACAUUGCUCUGCUUGGCGAGGCAGCCAGACUUGGUAGAGAAGUUUCGCCUUCAUCAUCUGCUAUUUCGUCCUUGGCUGUUGGACAGGCAAUGUCAGGGCAGACUAAUGCUGAUGCAAAUGGAGCAUCUGGGGAUAAUAUGGCUAGUGUGGUGUCCUCAAGCCGGGCAGGUGGUGCGACGGUGGACGAUGUGUCGAAUGUGCAAACGACCCAGUUAUCAAAGUAA